Molecule: messenger RNA, 1354 nt
Organism: Arvicanthis niloticus (Nile rat)
Lineage: Eukaryota; Metazoa; Chordata; Mammalia; Rodentia; Muridae
Gene: Kazald1
Product: Kazal type serine peptidase inhibitor domain 1
Biological process (GO): regulation of cell growth; regulation of signal transduction
Cellular component (GO): extracellular region
Molecular function (GO): insulin-like growth factor binding
Source: RefSeq, a predicted model, not a curated record
AGAUGUGAAUGGCAGCUGGAAACGCUUAUAGUCUAGUCUGCGCCCCGGUGGAGAGACUGGGAUUGGAAAUCACAGCUGUUAAGGGCCCAGUCCAAGGCACUAGGGUGCCACCUACGCGCUGAUGCCCCGAGUGUUCACAGGGCUUCCAGCUAACCAUGCUGCACCUACCUUGGCGCUGCCCUUCCUACUACUAUUAUUGCUGAUGGUGCGGACCCAGGUACCCGUUAGCGCGAGGCCGUCCACAGGCCCCGAUUACCUGCGGCGAGGCUGGCUGCGGCUGCUAACCGAGGGCGAGGGUUGUGCUCCCUGCCGGCCAGAAGAGUGCGCUGCGCCGCGGGGCUGCCUAGCAGGCCGGGUGCGGGAUGCGUGCGGCUGCUGCUGGGAAUGCGCCAACCUGGAGGGCCAGCUCUGCGACCUGGACCCCAGCGCUAACUUCUACGGGCGCUGCGGCGAGCAGCUCGAGUGCAGGCUGGACGCGGGCGGUGACCUGAGCCGAGGAGAGGUGCCGGAGCCGCUGUGUGUCUGCCGCUCGCAGCGCCCGCUGUGUGGUUCGGACGGUCGUACCUACGCGCACAUCUGCCGCCUGAAGGAGGCCUCCCGCGCUCGCCCGGACGCUAACCUCACUGUGGUGCAUCCGGGGCCCUGCGAAUCGGAGCCCCAGAUCCUGUCGCAGCCUCACAAUAUUUGGAACGUGACCGGUCAGGAUGUGAUCUUUGGCUGUGAGGUAUUUGCCUACCCCAUGGCCUCGAUUGAGUGGAGGAAAGACGGCUUGGACACCCAGCUGCCAGGGGAUGACCCCCAUAUCUCUGUGCAGUUUAGGGGUGGACCUCAGAGGUUUGAGGUGACUGGCUGGCUACAGAUUCAGGCUUUGCGACCUAGUGAUGAGGGCACCUACCGCUGCCUUGCCCGGAAUGCUUUGGGCCAAGUUGAAGCUUCUGCUACCCUUACAGUGUUCACACCAGACCAGCUGAACGCCACAGGAUUCUCCCAGUUGCAGUCGCAGAGCUUGGUUCCUGAGGAGGAGGCAGAAAGUGAAGGGUUGGAGGAUCACUACUAGUCCCAGGUCUCUGGCUUUCGGGUGUGGGGGUGUGGGUAUAUCGCUGCACCCCUGCUGUUGAGAAAGCCCGGAGAAGACGGGAAAGGACGAGCAGGGUCCUUUCAUGGGUUGUUUAAUGCUCAGUGUAGCCUCAGUUUACCUUUCAUCAAAACUCAUCUUCCAGAAGUUUCUGCGGUAGAGAUGAGCACAGUGGAACUGAUUUAGUUUGGUGCAGGGAGGGGGUGGGGCAGCUUCAUGUCUUAUACACUCUAGGGGACAAAACCCACCUAGCAUACAACUAGACACAGUAGGCACCAA